GAUUUCCCUCUUGGUUGGAAAGGAUAUCGUGUGGAAUUAUGUGCAUUUUGUGAUGCAAUAAGGGUAAUUAUUUCUCCUGAUAUUUUCCUUGCUUUUAAUUAUUCCAUCAACUUAUGAUCAGUUCAGUUUUCUGAAAGUAGAAUGGCAUCAAGCCAGAUUUGAGGUAGUACAUGGCUGUAGUGAAAAACAGCCAUCGGCAAUUUUAUUUUGUAGAAUUGAAUAUUUAUAUGCAUUGGUAAAGUGCAUUAAAUUACCUAAGAAAUGAAUUUUAAUUGCGUACUUAUUUUCAUUGAGAAGGGAGUGAUUUUUUUUUUCCUGAAAGCCACUUGGCUAGCUAUGUUCUACCACGUUAACCCACAUCUACCUCAGGUUAGCUAUGUUCUACCACGUUAAUCCACAUCUACCUUAGGUUAGCUAUGUUCUACCACGUUAAUCCACAUCUACCUUAGGUUAGCUAUGUUCUACCACGUUAAUCCACAUCUACCUUAGGUUAGCUAUGUUCUACCACGUUAACCCACAUCUACCUUAGGUUAGCAAUGUUCUACCACGUUAACCCACAUCUACCUUAGGUUAGCUAUGUUCUACCACGUUAACCCACAUCUACCUCAGGUUAGCUAUGUUCUACCACGUUAACCCACAUCUACCUCAGGUUAGCUAUGUUCUACCACGUUAACCCACAUCUACCUCAGGUUAGCUAUGUUCUACCACGUUAACCCACAUCUACCUUAGGUUAGCUAUGUUCUACCACGUUAACCCACAUCUACCUUAGGUUAGCUAUGUUCUAUUACGUUAACCCACGUCUACCUUAAGUUAACCAUGUUCUACCACGUUAACCCACAUCUACCCUUAGGUUAGCCAUGUUCUACCACGUUAACCCACAUUUACCUUAGGUUAGCCAUGUUCUACCACGUUAACCCACAUCUACCUUUGGUUAGCUAUGUUCUACCACGUUAACCCACAUCUACCCUUGGUUAGCCAUGUUCUACCACGUUAACCCACAUUUACCUUAGGUUAGCCAUGUUCUACCACGUUAACCCACAUUUACCUUAGGUUAGCUAUGUUCUACCACGUUAACCCACAUCUACCUUUGGUUAGCUAUGUUCUACCACGUUAACCCACAUCUACCUUAGGUUAGCUAUGUUCUACCACGUUAACCCACAUCUACCCUUAGUUAGCUAUGUUCUAUCACGUUAACCCACAUCUACCCUUAGGUUAGCCAUGUUCUACCACGUUAACCCACAUCUACCCUUAGUUAGCUAUGUUCUACCACGUUAACCCACAUCUACCCUUGGUUAGCUAUGUUCUACCACGUUAACCCACAUCUACCUUAGGUUAGCUAUGUUCUACCACGUUAACCCACAUCUACCCUUGGUUAGCUAUGUUCUACCACGUUAACCCACAUCUACCCUUAGUUAGCCAUGUUCUACCACGUUAACCCACAUCUACCUUAGGUUAGCUAUGUUCUACCACGUUAACCCACAUCUACCUUAGGUUAGCUAUGUUCUACCACGUUAACCCACAUCUACCUUAGGUUAGCUAUGUUCUACCACGUUAACCCACAUCUACCUUAGGUUAGCCAUGUUCUACCACGUUAACCCACAUCUACCUUAGGUUAGCUAUGUUCUACCACGUUAACCCACAUCUACCUUAGGUUAGCUAUGUUCUACCACGUUAACCCACAUCUACCUUAGGUUAGCUAUGUUCUACCACGUUAACCCACAUCUACCUUAGGUUAGCUAUGUUCUAACCCACAUCUACCCUUAACCCAACCCACAUCUACCUUAGGUUAGCCAUGUUCUACCACGUCAACCCACAUCUACCUUAGGUUAGCCAUGUUCUACCACGUUAACCCACAUCUACCUUAGGUUAGCCAUGUUCUACCACGUUAACCCACAUCUACCUUAGGUUAGCUAUGUUCUACCACGUUAACCCACAUCUACCUUAGGUUAGCUAUGUUCUACCACGUUAACCCACAUCUACCUUAGGUUAGCUAUGUUCUACCACGUUAACCCACAUCUACCUUAGGUUAGCUAUGUUCUACCACGUUAACCCACAUCUACCUUAGGUUAGCUAUGUUCUACCACGUUAACCCACAUCUACCUUAGGUUAGCUAUGUUCCACGUUAACCACGGUUAACCAUGUUCUACCACGUUAACUACCUCUACCUUAGGUUAGCUAUGUUCUACCACGUUAACCCACGUCUACCUUAGGUUAGCUAUGUUCUACCACGUUAACCCACAUCUACAUUAGCUAUGUUCUACCACGUUAACCCACAUCUACCUCAGGUUAGCCAUGUUCUACCACGUUAACCCACAUUUACCUUAGGUUAGCCAUGUUCUACCACGUUAACCCACGUCUACCUUAGGUUAGCUAUGUUCUACCACGUUAACCCACAUCUACCCUUAGGUUAGCCAUGUUCUACCACGUUAACCCACAUUUACCUUAGGUUAGCCCCUACCACGUUAACCCAUCUUACCUUAGGUUAGCUACCUAUGUUUAACCCACAUCUACCUUAGGUUAGCUAUGUUCUACCACGUUAACCCACAUCUACCUUAGGUUAGCUAUGUUUAACCCACCACGUUAACCCCACGUCUACCUUUAGGUUAGCUAUGUUCUACCACGUUAACCCACAUCUACCUUAGGUUAGCUAUGUUCUACCACGUUAACCCACUCUACCUUAGGUUAGCCAUGUUCUACCACGUUAACCCACAUCUACCUUAGGUUAGCUAUGUUCUACCACGUUAACCCACAUCUACCUUAGGUUAGCUAUGUUCUACCACGUUAACCCACAUCUACCUUUAGCCAUGUUCUACCACGUUAACCCACAUAUGUUCUACCACGUUAACCCACAUCUACCUUAGGUUAGCUAUGUUCUACCACGUUAACCCACAUCUACCUUAGGUUACCUAUGUUCUAUGUUCUACCACGUUUAACCCACAUCUACCUUAGGUUAGGUUACCUUAGGUUAUGUUCUACCACGUUAACCCACAUCUACCUUAGGUUAGCUAUGUUCUACUACGUUAACCCACAUCUACCCUUAGUUAGCUAUGUUCUACCACGUUAACCCACAUCUACCUUAGGUUAGCUAUGUUCUACUACGUUAACCCACAUCUACCUUAGGUUAGCUAUGUUCUACCACGUUAACCCAUCUACCUUAGGUUAGCUAUGUUCUACCACGUUAACCCACAUCUACCUGGUUAGCUAUGUUCUACCAUGUUAACCCACAUCUACCUCAGGUUAGCUAUGUUCACCAUGUUAACCCACAUCUACCUUAGGUUAGCUAUGUUCUACCACGUUAACCACAUCUACCUUAGGUUUAACCCACAUCUACCUUAGGUUAGCUAUGUUCUACCACGUUAACCCACAUCUACCUUAGGUUAGCUAUGUUCUACCACGUUAACCCUACCAUCUUAACCCACAUCUACCUUAGGUUAGCUAUGUUCUACCACGUUAACCCACAUCUACCUUAGGUUAGCUAUGUUCUACCACGUUAACCCACAUCUACCUUAUGUUCUACCACGUUACCCAUGUUCACCCACAUCUAGGUUAGCCAUGUUCUUAACCCACCUACCUUAGGCUUAACCUACAUCUACCUUAGGUUAGCCAUGUUCUAUUACGUUAACCCACAUCUACCUUAGGUUAGCUAUGUUCUUUCACGUUCACCCACAUCUACCCUUAGUUAGCGAUGUUCUACCACAUUAACCCACAUCUACCUUAGGUUAGUUAUGUUCUACCACGUUAACCCACAUCUACCUUAGGCUAACUAUGUUCUUCCCCGUUGACCCACAUCUACACUUAGUGAACCAUGUCCUACCACGUUAAGCCACAUCUACCUUAGGUUGUUCUACCACGUUAACCCACAUACACACCUAUUGAACCAUGUUCUACCUCGUUAACCCACAUCUACUUUAGGUUAGCUAUGUUCUACCCUGGUGACCCACAUCUACACUUAGUGAACCAUUUCCUACCUCGUUAACCCGUAUCUACCCUAAGGUAGCCAUGUUAUACCACGUUAACUCCGAUCUACCCUUAUUUAGCCAUGUUAUACCACGUUAACCCUCAUCUCCCUCAAGUUUGCCAUGGUCUACCACGUUCACUGACAUCUGCCCUAAGUCAGCCAUGUUCUACUACGUUAGCCCACGUUCUACUACGUUCGCCCUCAUGUACCCUCAGUUCCGGUAAAUAGCACAGACAAUUUGCAACACGAUUACAGUCCUCAUCCAUCGUUCACGACUGGUAGUUUAGCAGUUGAAGAGCAAACUGAUGAAACUCUUGGCGAGCCAGCGAGUCAUUCAGAUAUGAAUCCAGAGGUCACGAUAACUGAAACAAUUACUGACCUAUGCACGGAUUAUGUGGCUCGGUCUAUAAUAAAUGUGGCGAUCAGCAUCCAAGAAAUUAUAAGCAAUGUUGAUGCACAAAGUUGUAAUAGAGCAUUUGACUCUAGCAGUCUGUUGUACUUGUUGAAAUUUUCCAAUCUUCUUCAUUUAGAUGAUUCUACCGAAAGUAAUGAUCCCAAUAUAAGCACCCACACUGAGGAUCUUAAAAGGCACCUAGCCGGAUUUGGACUAGAGAUUGAAAGCGUAUCUUAAGACGGGGAUUGCGCAUUCCGAAGCAUAAUAAGGCAGCUACUUAAAAUGGAUUUUGACAAAACCAAAGGACUAGAAGAUCACCUCCGGUCGCUAAAUUUGAUGACCGGUUCUGAAGACGAGGAUACAUUUACCUUACGACAGCUUUUUGUUGAAGAAUUUAUUAGAGGGGAGGACGUAGCGGUAUCGACAACCACGUUUACAGAAAGAGUUAGUGAGUUUAGAAUGAAAGGUGUGUUUGAUCGUGAAAUUGGAGACUUGGUGAUGAAAGUCUGUUGUAACGUCCUUAAAGUUUCGAUUAUCAUCAUUACCUCAAGUCGCUCUACACCUGUCGUUCCAUUCGUACCUGAUAGUCCAUUGAGUACCACGCCCAUAUACAUCGCUUUCCACUAUUAUGGUGCUGGCCAUUAUGACGCUACCAACCAAAUCUGUACUUCAGCCGUAUGUAAGCCGACUGACGAAAUGUUAUAAUUGAAUCCUGGUGGUUGAGUCGUCUUUGCUAGGUUCCCUUGCAAUUUAUAUCAGUUUGUUGCGAUAGACGGUUUAUGAGAAUAGUCUAAUGUAAUAUACCAGACUAAAUUUGUC
Messenger RNA from Pocillopora meandrina, 5171 nucleotides. The record is from the annotation of a GenBank genome assembly. NCBI's taxonomy places the organism in Eukaryota, Metazoa, Cnidaria, Anthozoa, Scleractinia, Pocilloporidae.